Molecule: messenger RNA, 2037 nt
Organism: Linderina pennispora
Lineage: Eukaryota; Fungi; Kickxellomycota; Kickxellomycetes; Kickxellales; Kickxellaceae
Product: imidazole glycerol phosphate synthase HisHF
Exons: 1
Coding region: 299-1960 (553 amino acids)
Biological process (GO): L-histidine biosynthetic process
Molecular function (GO): imidazoleglycerol-phosphate synthase activity; oxo-acid-lyase activity
Source: RefSeq, a predicted model, not a curated record
CUGAUUCUGCUGAGAGGUGUCUGUGCGCAGGCACCAUAUCAGAAUCCAGUGAGCCAGGCUAUUGACGAGGCUGUGUUUUCUGGAGCGGCGGUGGUCCGUCCUGGCAUUUCCAGUGGAUUGAAUACCAGAAUUCUGCUCUAUGGCGAGUGAGUCAUUAGGAUCGUUCCGCCCAGCACGCCUGGGCUUGAGCAUAAGAAUGUGCUCUUAAAAGGUUCGAGGCACGACCUCUGGCUCUGCUGUCUUUUCGCUAUCCUACUUUCCAUACUCGAAUUCAAUAGCGUCACCUUUCUAUUUACAAAUGACGUCGCAAAAGCUGUACUUGCUAGACUACGGAGCCGGCAACGUGCGCAGCCUGCUCAAUGCGGUGGAGAAGAUCGGAUACAGCAUCGAGUACAUCCAGACAGCCGAGGACUUUGACAAGGCUGACAAGAUCAUCUUCCCGGGAGUCGGUGCAUUCGGGUAUGCCAUGCAGGCUCUGCGCGCCAAGGGGUUUGUCGAGCCGCUCAAGGCAUAUGUGGCAUCGGGACGGCCCCUGAUGGGUAUCUGCGUGGGCAUGCAGGUCCUGUUUGACGGCUCCGACGAGUCGCCGAGCGAGCCCGGCCUGGGGAUCUUCGAGGGCCAGGUCAAGUUAUUCGACAACUCGACAAAGACUGUGCCGCACAUGGGCUGGAACGCCACGCAGAUUGUGCACAGCACUGAGGCUCUGGCAGCGCCGGCUCUGAGCGACCAGUCGCGGUACUACUUCGUGCACUCGUAUGGCGUGCCAUAUACGGGUCAGGGCUCGCAGACAGAGUUUGUGCAUAGUGCGACUCGGUACGGCGACGAGGUUGUAGUCAGCUCAGUAUGGAAGGGCAGUGUGUUUGCGACGCAGUUCCAUCCGGAGAAAUCGGGCGCCGCCGGCCUUGCUGCGUUGAAAUCAUUUAUCGAGAGCGAUCUGGUGCGGCCAGCCAGCGCCAGCCCCGCUGCUCCGCCGAGUAGCAUCCCUGAGGCCUUCACUGUGCGUGUGAUUGCUUGCCUGGAUGUCCGUGCUAACGACGUCGGUGAUCUUGUUGUAACCAAGGGCGACCAGUACGAUGUGCGCGAGAGCGCUGAUAAGGGCGGCGAUGUGCGUAAUCUGGGCAAACCCGUGGACCUGGCAAGACGGUACUUCGAUGAGGGCGCCGAUGAGAUUGCAUUCUUGAACAUCACCAGCUUCCGCAACAUGCCGUUCAAGGACACGCCGAUGCUGGAGGUCCUGCGACAGGCGUCGCGCUGUAUCUUCGUGCCCCUGACCAUUGGUGGUGGUGUGCGUGAUAUUGUCGACCCCGAUGGCGAGCACAUGUGGCCGGCGGUUCAGGUCGCUGGCGAGUACUUCCGGUCGGGUGCUGACAAGGUGUCCAUUGGCAGCGAUGCUGUGUAUGCCGCCGAGCGGUACCUGAAGAGAAUCGCCGAUGGCGAGACGCCGCUGGACGGGACCACGGCGAUUGAGCAGAUCGCUGAGCGCUAUGGCCGCCAGGCUGUGGUGAUCUCGGUGGAUCCCCGCCGCGUCUACGUCAGCGGACCCGAGGACGCUCCUGCCCACCAUGUUGUCAAGACUGCAUUUCCGGGCCCUAAUGGCGAGCAAUUCUGCUGGUACCAGUGCACUGUCAAGGGCGGCCGAGAGGGCCGCGAUAUCGACGUGCACCAGCUGGUCACCUCCUGCGAGGCCCUGGGUGCCGGUGAGGUGCUGCUCAACUGCAUGGACAAGGACGGUACAAACUCAGGCUACGACCUGGAGCUGAUUGGCGAUGUGAAAAAGGCUGUCAAGAUCCCGGUCAUUGCUAGCAGCGGUGCCGGAAAGCCCGAGCACUUUUCCGAGGUUGUCAAGGCCACUGCUGCCGAUGCCGUACUGGCUGCGGGCAUCUUCCACCGCCGCGAGGUGCCGAUCGCCGACGUCAAGGCUCACCUGAAGGCCGAGGGCAUUCAGACCAGAAACGCUUAGUCUACAAAUCCAUAGAUGUCCUAAUUUUUCUCCAUAACUCAGCACACGCCAGAGUGGGGCUCCUUCGAUCGGAGAAA